GUGACAGCUGGCAAGAGGAGUUGGAUGCCUACCGACCCCGGCGAGAGAGAAGCCAACCCCCAGCUCAGCUACAGGCAAAGGCAGCGGAGAUGAACUUGCUACGUGGGCUACUCUAGAUCCCAUAUCUGACGGAUCAGGGAUUGUCCUUUUCUCCCGAGCUAGACCCCAGCCUGUGGGUUGUCAAGGGAGCUCAUCGGGGAAGGCACAAUGUCCUGUUUCCCACUCUAUACUCUGCUGGUGCUACUCCUUCAGGGAUUGCUGUCUACCACUCAUGCCUGCCCCCCACAGUGUGUCUGUGAGACUCGCCCAUGGUUCACCCCACAGUCUGUAUACCAUGAGGCCCGCACAGUGGACUGCAAUGACCUGCUGCUGACCCAAGUGCCAGGUAAUCUCUCCUUGGACACCCAGGUUCUUCUACUGCAGAGCAAUAAAAUAUCCAAAGUUGGCAGGGAGCUCCAGCAUUUGUUCAACUUGACCGAGCUUGACCUCUCCCAAAACCACUUCUCCAGAAUCAUCGAUGCCGGGUUAGCUAACCUCUCACGCCUCAUUACUCUUUACUUAGAGGAGAACCAGGUGGAGGAGCUGCCUGACCAUUGCUUGGGUGACCUCACAUCACUCGAGGAACUUUACAUAAACCACAACUACAUCUCCUGCAUUGAGCCAUUGGCAUUUGCUGGUUUGACCGGCCUGCUCCGGCUACACCUCAACGCCAAUCAUCUCCAUGCCAUCGACCACCGCUGGUUCCUCACUCUCCCAAAUUUGGAGAUCCUUAUGAUCGGAGAGAACCCCAUCUCCCAGCUAGAAGGUGGCAGCUUCCAACCCCUGGGACGGCUUCACAGCCUCGUCUUGGCUGGGAUGGAGCUAAGAGAAGUACCCUCUGAUGCAUUCCAAGGUCUGGAUUACCUGGAGAGUUUGUCCUUUUAUGAUAACCAUCUUCCACAUGUCCCUACCAAGGCACUGAAGGGCCUGCCUCUCCUGAAGUUCUUGGAUCUCAACAAGAACCCUAUUGCAGAAGUUCAGACAGGGGACUUCAAGGAUAUGCUGCACUUGGAAGAGCUGAGCCUCAACAGCAUGGAGGAACUCACGGGCAUCCAGAAAGGCGCUUUUGAGAAUCUUCCAGAGUUGGCCAAGCUCGAGCUGUGCAACAACCCACGUCUCUCCUAUUUGCAUCCAGGUGCCUUCCAGGAGGUGCCAGCUCUUCGCACUCUGCUAGCUAGCAAUGCAGCCUUCAGUCUCCUCCCCCUAGGUCUGACUGGUGCCUUGCCAGCUUUGGCUGAGCUCAGUCUCUUUGGAAACCCACUGCGCUGUGAUUGCCCAGAAGCCUGGGAACCCUUAGCCAUGGGACAUGUCCGGCUGAUCGAGUCCCAAACCACUCUCUGCACCGCGCCUUCUGAAGCUGCUGGGCAACAGCUCCAAGAGGCUCUGAAAAGCAUAAUGGGAGGAGCUUGCUUGCCAGAAAUCUCCUCCAAGAUUCUCCCAGAGUGGAUGGAGGUUUCAGCCGGCUCAACAGUAGCUUUGGAUUGCCAAGCCAGCUCGGAACCACCACCACAGUUCCACUGGAUAACACCGUCUGGGGAAAAAGUGACCACAGGGCUGGGGAGGUUGCAUCUGAGGGUAGGUGGAACCUUAGAGAUCAGCACAACUAACCCCGCAGACUCAGGAAUCUACACAUGUAUGGCAUGGAAUGGGCUGGGUUCUACCAGCCACAGAGUGGUCCUUGCUGUGUAUGAAGAAAGACCCAUUGCUCCUACCAGGUUGCUAGUCCUUGCUAAGAAGGUACAGUCACAUUUUGUGGUGGUGGAAUGGACGACAUCUUUUACAGAGGAGCGGGAAAAUGAGAGGAGCAGUGAGUCAGCCACACCGCACUCACCUCCUCCUCUACCACCAUGGUCGUCGGCCACCAUGCGCAUCCAUAAUCCCCACCUAAGCUACACAGCACGGGUUCCUGUGGGUAUAAGGGAGUUCAACCUCACGCACCUGCAGCCUGCCACCCAUUAUGAGAUUUGUCUUACUGUUGUGUCCUCCAUUCCCAAAUCCUUAGCUGCUGCUGGUUACGCUGAUAUUCCCCCAUCCUUAGCAACCUUCACAAGCUCUUCAACAUCUUCUGUGAGUUCUUCAGAAGCGGCCUUAGCAACCACAGGUGCUUCUGCAUCUUCUCCAGGUUCCUUGGCAACCUCCAAAGGCUCUUCAGCAUCUUCUCUGGGUCACCUAGCAACUGUGGUUUCUUUAUCAACGUCCACAGGAUCCUUGGCUCCCCCAACAGGCCCCCUGGCAACCUCCACCAUUACUCCACCCCUUUGGCAACUGCCUCGCACUCAGCGCUCUUGCCUCAAUGUCACCACCAAGGAGGCCUCACUGUCUGUGGAGUUGAUGGGAGGUUGGGCUGGAGGGGCAGCCCUGGCUGCAGUCACUGGUUCCUUGCUGGCAGCCCUGAGCGCCGUGCUCCUGCUUCUCUGUGCCUCGCGGCGACUCAAGGAAAAAGGCUGCCGCCAUUCACUCAAGAAAUACAUGCAGCAUGCGGCCGCCAUUCCCCUCAAUGAAGUCUACCCUCCCCUGAUCAGCUUGUGGGAUGCUGAGGGGGACCCACCCAUGCCAAUGGCUCCGCUUGCGCCUCUGGCUCCAUCCACACCAACUCCUCCCCCUCCAGCCAUAGUAGGAGGGCACACGCUUCUGCUGCCACCCCCACCUGGCCAAAUUGACACUUCCAAGACCUAUCUGUGGCAACAGCCAUGAGUAUAAUAGGAGGCGGGGAGGCAUGCACACCUCUUAAUCCAGCCCUUGGCAGGAGACCUCCCUUCCUCGUGGAUUUUAGGAUGUAAAGUGUGGGGCUUUCCAAUCCACGUCCUUCCUUCUCACCUUUCCUUCUUGCACACGCACACCUUUACACCACCUCUAG
Rhineura floridana is the source of this 2896-nucleotide messenger RNA. Its product is annotated as leucine-rich repeat neuronal protein 1-like. Gene Ontology annotation, cellular component: extracellular matrix. Gene Ontology annotation, molecular function: protein binding. The record is from RefSeq and is a predicted model, not a curated record. NCBI's taxonomy places the organism in Eukaryota, Metazoa, Chordata, Lepidosauria, Squamata, Rhineuridae. The coding region runs from base 208 to 2733 and encodes 841 amino acids. The transcript has 2 exons.